Messenger RNA from Danio rerio (zebrafish), 1741 nucleotides. It is a transcript of the gene cald1a, whose product is annotated as caldesmon 1a. Gene Ontology annotation, biological process: muscle contraction. Gene Ontology annotation, molecular function: calmodulin binding; actin binding; myosin binding. The record is from RefSeq and is marked provisional. Lineage: Eukaryota; Metazoa; Chordata; Actinopteri; Cypriniformes; Danionidae.
GCAGAGUCUGACACUCAGGAUUGAAGCAUGGAUGAUGAUUUCGAGCGCCGCAGGGAGCUCAGGAGACAGAAGCGCGAGGAGAUGCGUCUGGAGGCUGAGAGGAUGGCAUAUCGGCGCAGUGAGGAGGAUGAGGAGGAGGCUGCUCGAGAGCGCAGAAGAAGAGCGAGACAGGAGAGAAUGCGCAGUAAAGACAGUGAAGACGUGGCCUUCCAACCUGAGACCCCAGAACUCAACAACAGCCACAGUGUGACUGUGUCUGAGAGCAUCUCCACCUCAGUGCUGAGCUCCAGCGGGACAGGCGAGGGGGACGAGGAGGAGCAGGCCCUGCUGGAGCGCCUUGCCAAGAGAGAGGAGCGCAGGAUGAGGAGGAUGAAGGAGGCGCUGGAGAGACAGAAGGAGGAUGAAGAGGAAAGCAGCAGCAGCAGCCUGAGACGAGGCAGGAGCUACGAGCCUGAAGAGCAACACAACAACAACAACAACCAAGAGGAGAAGGAGGAGGAGAAACAAGAAGAGGAAGAGGAGGAGGAGGACGUCAGAUGUAGAGAAGAAGAAGAGGAGGAGGAGCAGCGAGUGGAGGAGAAGCAACAAAGGUCUUAUUUAAGCGAACGGAUGGAAGACGAAGAUGUGAUGAGGAAGAAUAAACAGCCCAACGGAGGAGUGUGCGAGGACAGUCCUCCCAAACACAAGAAAGCCGAGAGGACUUUCAGCCGAGGCAGUUUGCGUUCUCCCGAGGCGCCGGACGCAGACGAUGAAGAUGCGCGUCUGGAGGCGGAGAGGAAGCUGGAGGAGCUGAAGAGGAGGAGAGAUGAGAUGGAGAGCGAGGAGUUUGAGAAGAUGCGGCAGAAGCAGCAGGAGGCCGAGGUGGAGCUGGAGGAGCUGAAGAGGAAGAGGGAGGAGAGGAGGAAGGUGCUGGAGGAGGAGGAGCGGCGGAGGAAGCAGGACGAGGCUGACAGGAAAACCAGAGAGGAGGAGGAAAAGAGGAGGAUGAAGGAGGAGAUAGAGAAGAGAAGAGCAGAGGCGGCCGAAAAGCGUCAGAAAGUGGAGGAUUCAGUGGACGGAGAGGCCAGAAAGCCUUUUAAGUGUGUCAGUCCCAGAGGAUCCUCACUGAAGAUCGGUGAAAGGGCAGAAUUUCUCAACAGAUCAGCACAGAAAAGUUCUGUGAAGGCGUCUCACACUCCUGUGGUGUCUAAGAUUGAUAACCGAUUAGAGCAGUACACCACCGCGGUGCAGGGCAACAAGGAGGUCAGAUCUCCCAGAUCAGGCGCCAUAGAUCUUCCAAUGGUGACGGACGGCAUUCGCAACAUCAAGAGCAUGUUUGAGAAGGGAAAUGUCUUCAGCUCUGGCGGGAGCCCAGCUUCCACCAAUAAGGAUGCAGCUGGGAUAAAGGUGGGCGUGGCCGGUCGCAUCAAUGAUUGGUUGAAUAAAACUCCAGAGACAGGCAAAAUGUCAGGAGGAAGACCUGCUGACCUGAAACCGGGCGACGUGACCAGCAAACGCAGUCUAUGGGAAAACAAAGGCUCCUCUGCUACCAAGGUCACAAGCAGGGGAGAGACCAAAUCUGUCACCAAUGGAAUGGGCCAUUAACCCUUCAGAGAAGCCAGAGAGGCAGGGACCAAGAGAAUGCACAACAUUCCUUUUUUUAUUAUUAUUUGUACUUUUAUUAAAACCAAAAAGAAAAAAAAAAUACAAGCAUUUUAUACAGUCAGGAUGAGAAGACACGGUAUAAAAGAGAGUAAAAAAA